Messenger RNA from Zootoca vivipara (common lizard), 3358 nucleotides. The record is from RefSeq and is a predicted model, not a curated record. NCBI's taxonomy places the organism in Eukaryota, Metazoa, Chordata, Lepidosauria, Squamata, Lacertidae.
AUGGUUGCCUAUCGAAAGUCGUAUGAAAAGGAAACACUAUGCGGAGGGUGGAUUCCGUGGAGGACUUGCUCCAAAACCUAUUACAACGAAGAAUAUCACCCUGUCACAGUCCCAGAGAGUAUGAAUCUGACAGAUUGUUGCAAUGGGUAUGAGCAAGUUGGUCUCUACUGUGCCUUAUCCCUAAACAGUUCCGGUGAAUUUGCCUCAAGACCUGGUGCCUGUCCAACAAAGGAAGCGGAAGCGUUAAAUAUUUCAUGCACAUUGGAUUUGGAUUGUCCAGAACAUAAAAAAUGCUGCAAGACAUCAAAAGGCACUGGCUGUUUUGAUCCUGUAUCAGAAGAGCGAACAGUGCCAAGAUACUGGUAUGACGUGUCAGUCCUGGUGAAAAUGGAUUUCGAUGAGUUAAGAAGAGUGGAUCCAAAACUUCUGAAUCAUUCACGGCUUCUGCACUCUAUGAUUACUGGCGCGCUAUGGCCCUUGGAUGUCUCAGUGUAUCAUAUUCAUACCACACAGGCAGAACCUUAUACAGAGACAUUGGUUUCUCGGGUUCUGAUUGGACUGCAAGAGCUGGUUCCAUUGGCAAACGUUUCUUCUUUGUUGAAGGACAUUGUGAUGCGAGUGUAUGAAGUUAUCGACAUAGUUGUCCAAGAUGCUCUAGCUAUUAGAAACCACAAGAUCUUCAGUGUUACUAGCAGCAGUUUUGAAGUGGCUUGGAGUGUGAAUUCGACACGGAACCAUUCGUUCAAUAUAGAAAUAUACAAAGGCAAAGAACUUGUGCAACAAAUGGAAACCCAUGAUACCAAACUAGAUGUGUUCAAUCUGGAAGCAGGCAUAAUGUACACAGUGAACAUCAGUGCUGAAGAUUGUGGCAAAAAGAUUGUCUCAAGCAGAAAAGUAAAGACAGAUGCCUUAGUAUUUGGUUUAACAAUAAGGAUCUUGAAUUAUAACUUCACGGAUCAGCUCUUCAACACUAGCAGUAUCGAAUAUCAGGCAUUUUCUAGCAUUUUGAUGAUUGAGAUCAGAAAGUCACUUCCUUCAAAUAUUUCUGCAUUAUACCAGAUGGGAAAGCUGAAAGUGCAAAUAGUCUCUCUUAAAGCUGGUAGCAUUGUUGUGAGACUUAAAAUCAAGGUAGAAGACCCAUUGUUUCCAAAAGACUUGUCUGCAUUUGAGCCAAUGAUUUCAUCACUGUUCAACAGUUCUGCAUUCCUUGUUGACCAAAAUAGCUCUCGACUAGAAGACUGGAAUGAAUGUGCAUCCCGGGCAGAGAAUGAUUGUUGCACGUAUGCAGAAUGUAUCAAUACAUUGGGCUCAUAUAUGUGCAGAUGCAAGACAACCACAGAUGCCAAUCCAUCCCGACCUGGGAGAAACUGUGAGGGAUGCCAGGAGAUGGGCAAGUGCAAUGUCAGAGCUUCAAAUAUUAUUUUUUCCAAUGUAACCAGUACCAGCUUUCAAGUAACUUGGACCACAAAUGUUACACUAAAUACUUCUUUCCAGUUUCUGUUGCUUAAUGGAAAGGAGAUUAUACAAGAGCUUAAGACCCAGAGCCACAACCUGACUAUUUCCAGACUAGAACCUGGGAUUUUGUACACGGUUGAAAUUGUGACAGAAGUUUGUGGAAAUAAAAGCAAACCAGUGCAGCAUAAAGUAAAGACAGCUGCCCAGAUACUUAGUGGAACCGUCAGGAUAUCAAAUCUCAACUAUAGCUCAGAGUUCAGCAACACAAGUAGUGAAGAGUAUCAAAAUUUUACACAGUUGUUUCUCACUGAGGUCCGUACGUCUCUGCCCCUUAAUAUUCUUCCGAAAAUGGAUGCUGGCUUGAUUAAAAUGUUGAUAACGAGUGUGACUAAUGGAAGUGUAGUGGUGAGCUUCAACCUCCUGAUUCCAGCAGACAUGGAUGCAAGCAACGUUUCCAGUUCUUUCCUUGAGGCCUUUCUCCACAGCCGCCAUUUCAUGAUUGAUAACAGCAGUCUCUCCUUACAUGAUUAUGAUGAGUGUGAGAAGGAAGAAACAGAUUGUUCUUCUGAUGCAUCUUGCUCUAAUACUUAUGGAUCUUAUGAAUGCAGCUGCAAAGAAGGAUUUGUCAACGCGAAUGCUGAGAGACCCGGGAGAAACUGUGAAGGAGCUACCCAGACAAAAGACCUGAGCAGCACAGUUUUACCUUUGACAGAUCCGUAUACUUCAAACCAUGUGCCAUCACCUGCUGGAGAGGAUUCUUCUGUCCCCAAAACCAGAAGUUUGGAAAAUGCAACCACCAGCACUAUAUUUAGCAAUGCAUCUACAGAACUAAUACUGAAUGUUCAAGUCUCAUCCUCACCACCCAGUAAGCCUUCCCAGGGGGUUUUAAUUAAGAAAGCAGUCAGAGUGCUUUGCGAGAUUGAAAAAAUUGUCAUCACCAUUCAGAAGGACUUUUUGAAGCAAGAAUCUAUCCCAGAAUCUUCCCUGUACCUGGGAAGGCCCCACUGCAAUGUAAGCUCCAGCAAUUCCAGUCAUGUCAUACUUCGGACUGGGUGGAACGAAUGUGGAACUGAAGUACAAACCAACACAACACACACCAUAGUAAAAUCAGUUCUUCGGAAUGAUCUGUUUUCUUCAAGGGUCAUCCGCCACCUGAAGGUUGUCAGUCCAAUCCUUUGUGUGUUUCAAAAUGAUCUCUUGACUUCAUCUGGAUAUACUCCAGAAGGGGUUUAUACCAUUUUUGAGGAUUUACAUGGAUCAGGACACUUCUUAACAGAAAUGCAGCUAUUCAUUGGAAAUGCUCCAAUUCCCAGAAAUUUCACCAUCUCUGCUAGUGACGACCUAAUGAUUGAAGUGGGAAUACAGAGACAUGAUAGCAACCUCAAGGUGGUUGUCAGCGAAUGUUGGGCAACUCCAACUAAUAACUCAAAGGACCCUCUGUCAUUUCCUUUUAUAGAUGACAGUUGUCCAGUUCCAAAUGCACACACCACUAUGAUUUCGAAUGGGAUAUCCAACAAAGCCCAAUUUAAACUGAAAAUAUUUUCCUUUGUCAAUGACUCAGUGGUUUAUCUACAUUGCAAAAUCCAUGUUUGUCUGGAAAUUCCGAGGAGUACUUGCAAGACGAACUGCAAUGGUUUCCGUUUGAUGAGGACUGGGGAAACUAUUGCAAUGCCCAAAGCAUCUUGGGGGCCUCUGCGCAAAUCCGGUGGUAAGCCAGCUGAAGAAAAGCGUGGCUUAGGAGCAGGUUAUACAGUCCUCAUUGUCAUUGGUGUAUUUGCUUUUAUACUAGCUAUAACAGGUCUUUCAGUUUUCCUACACCAACGCAAGACUGGGGCGUACAAUUUCAAAAUCAAGUCUGACAAUUUUAACUACCAAGUGUUCUAUGACUGAACAUUUCAGUUUU